Molecule: messenger RNA, 1713 nt
Organism: [Candida] anglica
Lineage: Eukaryota; Fungi; Ascomycota; Pichiomycetes; Serinales; Debaryomycetaceae
Source: the annotation of a GenBank genome assembly
GAAGGCUAAUAAGAAAGAAUAUCAAUAUCUCGUAUUAAUAGAUCCCAAGAAAUAUAUAGAAUAUACAAUGGUGAAUAUUGAUUUUGAGAAGAUUUACCUUAACCAGCUGAAGAGUCCUGGGCGUAUGAGAAUAGCCGACUCUGGGCUUGGAUGGAAGGCAUCAGUACAAUCAACCGCAACUCCAAAUACCAAUGCACCAUUUUUGUUGCCAUCUGAAGAAUUAUUAAAUUCUCAAUGGUCUCGUGGAUCUCGUGGAUAUGAGUUGAGAGUGCAAACUAAAAAUCAAGGGGUUGUGAUUUUGGAUGGAUUUGAUGUUGAGGACUUUACUAAAUUAAAACAAGAAUUACAAAGAAAUUUCCAAUUAACAUUGGAACAUAAGGAACAUUCAUUAAGAGGAUGGAAUUGGGGUAAGACAGACUUGGCUCGUAAUGAAUUGGUUUUCCAAGUUAACAACAAGCCAAAUUUUGAAAUUCCUUACGCAGAGAUUAGUAACUCCAACUUGACUGGUAAAAAUGAAGUUGCAUUAGAAUUCAAUUUAGAUGGUGGUCAUAAUAAGGCUGGAGAUGAAAUGGUUGAAAUGAGAUUUUACAUUCCAGGAACUGUAGAAAAUGAAAGUGAAAAGAAGAAAGAUCCAGUAAAGGAUGAAAACGGAGAGACUGUGGAAGAUACUGAAGAACAAAUAAAUGCUGCUACUGUAUUUUAUGAACAACUUAAGGAUAAGGCAGAUAUUGGACAAGUUGCAGGAGAAGCCAUUGUUUCCUUUAGUGAUGUUCUUUUCCUUACUCCAAGAGGUCGUUAUGACAUUGAUAUGUAUCCAUCAUCCUUAAGAUUAAGAGGUAAGACAUACGAUUACAAGAUUCAAUACAAACAAAUUGAAAGAAUCUUUUCACUUCCAAAGCCAGAUGAUACCCAUCAUCUCAUUAUACUUCAAAUCGACCCUCCUUUAAGACAAGGUCAAACAAGAUAUCCAUUCCUUGUGUUACAAUUUGCCAAGGAGGAAGAAAUUGAACUUGAACUUAAUGUUUCUGAACAAGAAUAUAAUGAAAAGUAUCAAGAAAGAUUGAAAAAGUCUUAUGAUGCUCAAACACAUUUAGUGAUGUCUCAUUGUUUCAAAGGUUUAACCGAACGUAGAUUAAUUGUUCCUGGAUCAUUCCAAUCAAGAUUUGGCCAACCGGGACUUUCAUGUUCGUUAAAGGCAUCAGAAGGUUAUUUAUUCCCAUUGGAUAGAUGUUUCCUUUUCGUUACCAAGCCUACUGUGUAUAUUCCAUUUUCAGAAAUUAGUAGUAUAACUAUGUCACGUACAGGAGCUGCAGGAGUUUCAGCUUCUAGAACAUUUGAUUUAGAAAUCAGUUUAAGAGGAUCAAAUCAAGGUCAUACAUUUGGAUCUAUUGAUAGAGAAGAACAACAAUCAAUUGAAAACUUUUGUUUAGAAAAGGGAUUGAGAGUUAAGAAUGAAGAAAAAUUGGCCAAGGCAAUGAUGGCCAAGGCAAUCAACGAUGCUAAUGCUGAUGAUGACGAUGAUGAUGCAGAUGUGGAUAUGGGCAGUGCCGGUGAGGAUGAAAGUGCUGAUGAUGAUUUCAAUUCAGGAUCUGAAUCAGAUGUUGCUGAAGAGUUUGAUUCAGAUGCUUCAGCUUCAGAUUCUGAUGAAAAUAUGAGUGGAGAUGAUAGACCACCAACAAAGAAGCACAAGGCAACCGAAUAAAUAAUGUGUGU